Molecule: messenger RNA, 762 nt
Organism: Emys orbicularis (European pond turtle)
Lineage: Eukaryota; Metazoa; Chordata; Testudines; Emydidae
Gene: SYNDIG1
Product: synapse differentiation inducing 1
Exons: 3
Coding region: 1-762 (253 amino acids)
Biological process (GO): positive regulation of synapse assembly; synaptic vesicle clustering
Cellular component (GO): synaptic vesicle membrane; excitatory synapse; intracellular membrane-bounded organelle
Source: RefSeq, a predicted model, not a curated record
AUGGAUGGGCUCCUAGAACAGACCAGUGUGUUAAUGCACAGUAAAAUCGCUGAAGCUGGGAAAAAGAAUGGCUUAAUUAACACCAGGAACUUAAUGGCGGAGAACAGAGAUGGCCUGGUCUCCGUGUACCCAGCCCCACAGUACCAGAGCCACAUUGUGGGGAACCUCGCUGCUCAAAGCAGGAGCGACCCGGUGCAGCAGCUGCUGGACCCCAAUAUGCUCCAACAGACCGUGGGGUCCCACUACCGCCCCAACAUCAUCCUCUACUCGGAGAACGUGCUGCGCUCCUGGGGGGAGAGCGUGAGCGCCGAGUGCUGUGAGACCACCUUCAUUGAGGACCGCUCCCCCACUAAGGACAGCCUGGAGUACCCCGACAGCAAGUUCAUCGACCUCUCCGCUGACGACAUCAAGAUCCACACCCUCUCCUAUGACGUGGAGGAAGACGAGGAUUUCCAGGAGCUGGAGAGCGACUACUCGAGUGACACAGAGAGUGAAGACAAUUUCCUCAUGAUGCCCCCAAGGGAUCAUCUCGGCCUCAGCGUAUUCUCCAUGCUCUGCUGCUUUUGGCCACUGGGAAUUGCUGCCUUUUAUUUGUCACACGAGACGAACAAAGCAGUGGCCAAGGGAGACUUCCACCAAGCAAGCUCCAGCUCCCGGCGAGCACUCUUCUUGGCCGUGCUGUCAAUCACGAUUGGAACUGGCAUCUAUGUGGGGGUUGCCGUGGCUCUGAUCGCCUACCUGUCCAAGAACAACCACUUGUGA